CCAAUCUCAGUCAGGUGACUUUAUUUCGUCAAAACAGUUCGGAUACUGGCAAUCUGUGAAAACGGUGUAAAAUACCAUUGUGUGGAUAUAACAUUUCCUGAAUCCAAAUUAUAAACUGUUGGCACAAUGGCCCUUCUAUCGGCAGUCAAAGGCAAAUUAAUUUCUGUCAUUGGUGAUGAGGACACUUGUGUAGGCUUCUUGCUAGGAGGAGUUGGCGAAAUAAACAAAAACCGCCAUCCCAACUUUAUGGUAGUGGACAAAAAUACAGCUGUGAGUGAAAUUGAGGAUUGUUUUAAGCGUUUCAUCAAACGAGACGAUAUCGACAUCAUUCUCAUCAACCAAAAUUACGCUGAGUUGAUCCGUCAUGUGAUCGAUGCACACACUGCCCCCACUCCUGCAGUGCUUGAAAUUCCUUCCAAAGAUCAUCCGUACGAUGCCAGCAAGGAUUCCAUUUUACGUCGCGCAAAGGGAAUGUUCAAUCCUGACGAUAUGAUUGCCAACCGCGGCUAAAGUAAAGCCAACCACACAGAAGAAGAAUUACACUUUGUAGCAUUCCUGUCCCGACUUUUCUUUUAUUCUGUUUUGCUUUACUUCCCGGCAUCUGCACAUAUAAGAUAGCUGAACGAGAAAUUACUGUACAUUAAAGUACUUCACUUACAAACGUUGCAUAUGUGUAUGUGUGUUUGCUUAAGACUACUGUCCUUGGUAUUGUUAUGUAUCUGUAGUUGAAAUAAAAGAAUAAUUCUUCUAAGCCUGUA
This is a messenger RNA of Anopheles bellator, 758 nucleotides long. RefSeq names its product V-type proton ATPase subunit F (gene Vha14-1). Gene Ontology annotation, cellular component: membrane; proton-transporting V-type ATPase, V1 domain. Gene Ontology annotation, molecular function: proton-transporting ATPase activity, rotational mechanism. NCBI's taxonomy places the organism in Eukaryota, Metazoa, Arthropoda, Insecta, Diptera, Culicidae. The record is from RefSeq and is a predicted model, not a curated record. Bases 127 to 510 code for a protein of 127 amino acids. The transcript is spliced from 4 exons. Gene Ontology annotation, biological process: proton transmembrane transport.